AACUGUAUCAUCUCUGAGCAGAGUGCAGACUAAUUGUAUUAUAAAACAUGGCAAAAAUAAAAUCAGACAGCAAAAGUCCUAAAGGCAAAAAACUGAAAGGAUUAAAUAAAAAAUCCAACAGCUGCCUUAAUCCUGACCGAGAUGUUUCUAAGGUACAACUGAAGGGGGCACCGUAUGCCCGCAGCAAAGCCACCAUCAAGCGGUUGCAGAUGUACCGCACUGGCAAGGCUAAACGAGAUCCUAAGGGAAAAAUAAUCAAGCCUGCAAUAUUUCAAGGAUGGCUGCCAUCAGGAACACAGUCUCGGGUAGCCCCCCACCAGAAGUGGUUUGGCAACACUCGGGUGGUGAAGCAAGAUGCCCUCCAGAAGUUCCAGACUGAAAUGGGCAAAGUGGUGAAGGAUCCAUACAAGGUCGUGAUGAGACAAACCAAUCUUCCAAUAUCUCUACUGAAUGAGAAGGCCAAACAUGCUCGUGUUCACCUGCUGGACACAGAGCCUUACCACACAGUCUUUGGCAAGAAGAAGACGCGCAAAAGACCUUCUCUUUCUGCAGCAGACUGCAUAGAGUAUGCCAAGCAGGCUGCUGAGGCCCUGGAGCGCUAUGACCCCAGCAAGGAUGGAUCAUUGGUCAACGAAACUGACGGGUCAAAAGACGCGGCACCAGUCUGGUUUUCAAAGAUUGGCCAGAGCAAGAGGAUAUGGAGCGAGCUGUACAAGGUGAUCGACUCCUCGGACGUGGUGGUGCAGGUGCUGGAUGCUAGGGAUCCCCUGGGCACACGGUCUCUGCUGGUCGAGAAAUACCUUACUGAGAAAGCGCCGCAUAAGCACCUUAUAUUCGUGCUUAACAAGGUGGACCUGGUACCGGUGUGGGUGACACAGAAAUGGGUGGCCAUUCUGUCGAAGGAGCGCCCCACGAUGGCGUUUCACUCGUCAAUGAACAACAGCUUUGGCAAGGGCGCCCUCAUCUCCCUCCUGCGGCAGUUCGCGGUGCUGCACAAGGACAAGAAGAACAUCAGCGUCGACACAUAACCGUUACUUAUAACUGAGCAGGUGUGCAAUGUGGCGCCCAUUGCUGGCGAGACGAAGGUGUGGCAGUACGUGACGCUCAUGAACAGCAUAUUUCUGAUCGACUGCCCCGGAGUGGUCCCGCCGUCACACGAGUCCGAGGAGGACCUCGUGCUCAAAGGCACCGUCAGAGUCGAGUAUGUUUCAAACCCUCAGGACUACAUCCCUUUCAUCAUGGCCCGUUGCAAGCACUCGUAUCUCUCCACUACCUAUAAGGUUUCGGAGUGGGGCACCUGCCAGGACUUCCUGGAGGCGGUGGGGCGUCGCAUGGGGCGCCUUCUGAGGGGCGGGGAGCCCGACCUCAACGCUGUCGCCAAGCUCAUUCUGAACGACUGGCAGCGUGGCAAGAUCCCGUACUUUGUGCCGCCCCCGGGGCACGAUGAUUCGGAGUACCGCGCAACAAAACAGGUUGAGAACAGUGAACUCGAGAAGCGCACGCGCGAACGGCAGGAGGAGGAGGAGCGUCAGGAGCUGUUGAGGGCGGGAGUGAUCGCCAGGAAGGAGGACCUGACGUACAGGCACUUCCCUGACAUGGGCGACAGUGGUCAGGAAAGUGGAAAUUCUGAUGAGGAACAGAGCGCCCCUAGUGCACCAAAGCUGGUGCCGGGGGUGAUUCAGAAUUUGCAACGAAUUGUAACAUCAGUAAGGUUUGACGAGGAGCCGAAAGCUAAACCCGAAAGCGGGUCAAUAAACCUUGAUAAUGAGACCCGCGAUGAUGAUGUCGACCAAGUUCCCAAGGAGGGUGAUGAUGAUGUCGACCAAGUUCCCAAGGAGGGUGAUGAUGAUGACGACCAAGUUCCCAUGGAGGGUGAAGACGAGCUAUCAUCUGACGAGGACUGCGACGGUGCCGCAGAUUUUGCGGUACCGGCCCUUGAGCUGCAGGAAUUUACGGACGAUAAAACGCCUGUGGUAAGACAGACGUCGGCGGCGCCGAGAUACAAGAAGCAGAUGGCGGCCGCGCGGAGGAAGAGGAAGCACAAGGACGACGCGGUGCUGCAGCUCGCCGACCCUGCGCUCAACAUGCGCGUUAGUGCGAAGCAGCGGCGGCGUGAGAUCAGAGAAAACAUGGAGAAGAACCAGCCUAAGUGCUAUUACGAUAUUGUUAAUGUCAAGAACAAGAAUAGAAACAAAGUUAAGCCUGUCGACCCUGACCUUGCUAACCGAGGUCAUAUGAAGAAAAAACCAAAACCUUCCAAAAAGCGCUGACCUAGUGUAAUAAAAAACUCCUUGUGA
Molecule: messenger RNA, 2297 nt
Organism: Hyalella azteca
Lineage: Eukaryota; Metazoa; Arthropoda; Malacostraca; Amphipoda; Hyalellidae
Gene: Ns2
Product: nucleolar GTP-binding protein 2
Exons: 9
Cellular component (GO): nucleolus
Source: RefSeq, a predicted model, not a curated record